This is a messenger RNA of Brienomyrus brachyistius, 2795 nucleotides long. RefSeq names its product potassium channel tetramerization domain containing 10 (gene kctd10). Bases 57 to 1067 code for a protein of 336 amino acids. NCBI's taxonomy places the organism in Eukaryota, Metazoa, Chordata, Actinopteri, Osteoglossiformes, Mormyridae. The record is from RefSeq and is a predicted model, not a curated record. Gene Ontology annotation, cellular component: Cul3-RING ubiquitin ligase complex. Gene Ontology annotation, biological process: proteasome-mediated ubiquitin-dependent protein catabolic process; protein homooligomerization; protein ubiquitination. The transcript has 7 exons. Gene Ontology annotation, molecular function: protein binding; ubiquitin-protein transferase activity.
GGAGAAUGCGCCGCAUAGUACACUUACGUCAUUGACCGGAAGCGGAUGCCAAUCACAUGAAACCCUUUUUUGGACCGGAAGUGGGCAACUGGCCGACAGCUUCGGAGGGUUGCGGAGCGCUUCUCGAUUCUAUGGAAGAGAUGUCAGGAGACAGUAUGGUCAGCUCGGCAGUGCCGGCAGCUACGACUAGGACCACAUCUUUUAAGGGCUCCAGUCCCAGCUCCAAGUAUGUGAAGCUGAAUGUUGGAGGGGCGCUGUACUAUACCACCAUGCAGACACUCACCAAACAGGACACCAUGCUGAAGGCCAUGUUCAGUGGCAGGAUGGAGGUGCUCACGGACAGUGAAGGCUGGAUCCUCAUUGACCGUUGUGGGAAACAUUUCGGGACUAUCCUGAACUACCUGCGGGAUGGGGCAGUGCCACUUCCUGAGAGCCGGCGGGAGGUGGAGGAGCUGCUAGCCGAGGCCAAGUACUACCUGGUUCAAGGGCUGGCAGAUGAGUGCCAUGCUGCCCUGCAGAACAAGGACACGUAUGAGCCGUUCUGCAAGGUGCCCCUGGUGACCUCUUCCAAGGAGGAGCAGCGACUCAUCGCCACCUCCAAUAAGCCGACAGUCAAGCUGCUGUACAACAGAAGCAACAAUAAGUAUUCCUACACCAGCAACUCUGAUGACAACAUGCUGAAGAACAUUGAGCUGUUUGAUAAGCUGUCGUUGCGCUUCAACGGACGAGUGCUCUUCAUCAAGGACGUCAUCGGGGAUGAGAUCUGCUGCUGGUCCUUCUAUGGCCAGGGCCGAAAGAUCGCUGAGGUGUGCUGUACUUCCAUCGUCUACGCCACAGAGAAGAAGCAGACCAAGGUGGAGUUCCCGGAGGCCCGCAUCUAUGAAGAGACACUGAACAUCCUCCUGUACGAAUCCCAGGAUGGCCGAGGCCCUGACAAUGCCCUGUUGGAGGCCACGGGGGGCGCUGCGGGCCGCUCACACCACCUAGAUGAGGAUGAGGAGCGCAUUGAGCGUGUACGCCGGAUCCACGUGAAGAGGCCGGAUGACCGCACACACCACCACCAGUGACCGCGUCACGCGUAUACACAAGCUGUACGUAAACAUGCAUCCACACACGAACCCUCACAACUAGAAGCCUGUGCCCCGUGCCUUAUAACAACCACCGCUCCCCGCAUAGGAGCCCCCCCAGUCACCUCCAGAGCCAUGGUGCUCCUGGUUUUUCAGUCUGCUUCACUAUGACUGACACGAUGCCUGAAGCCGAGACCUCGCUGCAGCACGUCUUUUGGCGCCCCAUCUCCCCCCCCCCGAUCUGGUGGGGAAUGAGUGGGAAAUAUGUGUCUGAGGAGGAACAGUGCGGUCUGCAUCUUAGCAGGUCAUGUCAUUCUGAGCUGGAAAUGCAGACAAGCAUAACUGUCCUUCACAGUCAAACUGGUGGUGCCCCGACGCAGUCUGGAACCAAACCAGAACAUUCCUCUGAGCUCUACAGUGCAUUAGCGCUUUGCGAUUAGCUUAGUGGAUUCCCCUCAGCUGCCCUAAUUUGUCUUGCUGUGACGUCAUGGUGGCCCUUCAGACACGGGAGGUAGAUAUCUUUUUAAGAAUGAGCCAUGGGAUUAUAGGACUGCUCAUUUAUAAUCCUGUAGGGCUAAGUCUGGGACAUUUAUAUUCCAGCCAGGAACCAAGCCACCCUCCUCCUGCCUUCCGGUCUGUUUUCCUCAACCCAUAAUUAUGUAAUAAGAGUUGGGAAUAUUUUGGAUUCUGUUAUCCAGGACUGUAAUUGACUGGCUAUGUUUUAAUGAUGGUCCCAGUCCUGGAAGGUUACAGCUUCUGUUGGAUUAUCUCUCUUCUUUUUCUCUUUUUUGUAUAAUGGAAAAACAAGCUGUCAUCUUCCAGUAUUGAGUGACUAGCCCGAGAUUUAGAGGAGAGUUGAGAGCCUACUCCACCACCCAAUAUUUGGUUAUCAGGUGGUGUUUAAUUACUCAUCUGUCGCGUCAUCCUGAAAACAUGUCUCUUAUGUAUGUGUAGUCCAUGUGUGUUCCAAAUGAUGUAAUUUGAGUCUUAAUAAUGCUGUGCAAAAGUGUGUACGAAAAAUGGAUGGAUGAAAGUGUACAAGUUCCACACAGAAAUUUGAAACGGAUUUCAUUUCAUAAAUGUUAUGUCUGAAAAGUUUGUAGUAAGUGUGCAGAAGCAUUUUGGGUGUUAAGGUGUUCAGAGGAGAGUGAAUUUGAAUACGUCUGACUUUUAUAAUGUUCAAUUUUGAAGUAUACUAAUGGUGGUGGUGAAAAACCAUUUUUGGAGGUGAAAGGGUGAGGUAGUGCUGGAAUUCUGUUUCUGGUCCAGCAGAGGACAGUGUUUCGCAACAUUUUUCAAGACCAUAGAAGGCUUAUUUUGCACUGUUAAUUUUGUGUGUCUUAGGUAUUUUCCCCAGUUGUUUUAGUUUAGUAAUGGAGCAGCAGACAUGCAGUGCCCCUCAUUUAAUUCAGUCCAGUAUCUGUAUGCUUUGUGUUUUGAAAAUGUAAGUUUUGGGCAUGGUGUUCAGUUGUUAAUUUCAUGUGUAGAAUUGGAGACUAAGACCAAAAUGGGAAGCAUAUUCCCUUAUCCCUUUUACAGAAAGUUAUUUAAAAACUAAAAACUUGUGCUGCAUUGUAACUUUUUUUGAAAGGAAUGAUUGGUUUGUUAGGCUUAAGUACAAGUUUGUUUUUUAAGCAAUCAUUUCACAAUGAAAAUCUUUGUACAUAUGCACAGUGAAGUGUCUUACUUAUAUUUAUACAUUAUCACAAUAAAAACACUUUAAGUAUA